CAAUCCAUUUAGUUCCAGUUCCAAUUUGGGUCCAAUAUGUUUACGCUGCAUGGACGUUUAUUUAUAACUAAUUGCUGAGCUGUGCGAUGGCCGCCGCUCAGUUGGAGGAGCGUGCUCCUCCUGCUGAUCUGCAUCCUGAUCGAAAUCCUUACAGCGACUGGCGGCUGUGGUGUCGCCUUUGCGCCAAAGACGACUUGCGGGGAAACAUGAAUGUGUUUCUUAAGAACGAAGAUUCAGGAGAAGCAACCUCUUUGGAAUUGGCCACUGCUAUUGGAAAGUACUUCUGGGUGAAUAUAACUCGGGGCGAGGAACUGCCGGAGAUGAUUUGCAAUGACUGCCUUUCGUUGGUUACCUCGCUAGUGAAUUUCUCGGAUCGGAUUACCAGGGUGCAAAAACUCUAUUGCAUCUUACAGAGUACGUCCAGCCAGGAGACCCUAAAUCUUCAGGAGCUGCGGGUCAAAUUCGGACUGAUUGACGAGGAAACGUUUACAGAGGUGCACUAUGUGGAUAAGAAGCCAAAAUUAGACGAACAGCUUGCUUUUUUGCCAGAAGAGUCGGCUUUUGAGCAGGAAAACCCUCUGACUCCAGAAGGGAAGCAAGAAAAUGAGCAGGAGAACGAGGAGAACGAACAGUCUGAGGAGAUGCCUAUGCAGGAGGAACCAGUUGAUCAGGAUCCGGACUAUGAAGCGGAUGAGGAUGCUGUCCUGUUAAAGCUUUGUGACGCGUAUGGCAUCCAAGAGGAAAAUUCCAGUGGCAGUUUGAGUGAUUCCUCGCCAAGACAAGAAAAAACUGAAAAGGGAUUAUGUGACUCCGACAAAAAGCACCAGUGCAGCGAAUGCUUGCGAACUUAUGCCACGGCUAGGACAUUGCAACGUCACCUUCGGCAAGAUCAUGGACAGAUUGAACCCUGCUCAGACCAACUGCAAUGUCCGGAUUGCCCAAAAAAGUUCAGCCUCCGUUACAACAUGGAGCGCCACAUUAAAUGUCAUGUACCCUUGCCCAAGAGAAAACAAUAUUCCUGUAAUAGUUGCGACAAGAAGUUCGCUACCAGUGCAUCCGCCCAGCAACACGAACAGUACAUGCACCUAGAUGAGCGACCACGGCCGGUGAUCUGCGAGCAGUGCGGCGUUGGUGUACACUCGAUGAGUGCCCUAAAGGAGCACGUCCUAAAGCACACGGACUAUGCCCCGUUUGAGUGCGAGGUGUGCAAAAAAUGCUUUAAGUCGGCAAAUCGACUUAAACACCACAAGGAGACGCACGAUCCACACAAGUACAUCUGCCCGGAGUGCGGCAUGCAGCUAAAUUCGAGGACAACUCUUAAUCGACAUCGGCUGGUGCACACGGAUCAAAUGCAACAUAAAUGCGACUACUGCGGCAGAGAGUUUAAGCGGGCCAAGGCCCUUAAGAAUCAUCUCAUCCUCCACACUGGACUAAAGCCGUACUCCUGCGACUUUUGUGAUCGCACCUUCGCCAAUGGCUCAAACUGCCGUACGCACAAGAAGAAGUCGCAUCCCGAGGAACUGGCUGCCCAGGAGGCAGCCGGUGGUGGCAAGCCCCACAAUCGAAAUAUACCAAAGCUGGAAGCUCUCAAGGCAUUCACCAAGAACAAAGACAACUUGUCGCCGGUGGCCACCAAACAGAGCGGUUGUUUUGCUUUCGGGAAAAAGCCCAAGCCAUCCAAUAAGGAUACUACCGGUCUCACUCCUGCUACGAAUCCAGUUUCCCCUCAAAAUGCUCAGUCUGAUCCAGCGCCUGACCCCGGAGGUGAAAACAUUAACCCACCAGCUCCUCCAGCAGCGGCCAUACCCACGAUAGACAAUAUUUAUAACCACAUCAUGAUAGACUAUCGGUGAUGGCAACGCAGUUUUAACAACUUAACUCCUUUGCUUUGCUUUGUUUUAUACAACAAUUUUUUUGUUACAAAAUUUUAAUAUAUUACUUAAAAACGUGAUAUUGUUAAGUUGAUUGUUUAGAAACAAAUAGAGCACAAAAAAUGAAA
Drosophila eugracilis is the source of this 1999-nucleotide messenger RNA. Its product is annotated as zinc finger protein weckle. Gene Ontology annotation, biological process: regulation of transcription by RNA polymerase II. The transcript is spliced from 3 exons. The coding region runs from base 87 to 1853 and encodes 588 amino acids. The record is from RefSeq and is a predicted model, not a curated record. Gene Ontology annotation, cellular component: nucleus. NCBI's taxonomy places the organism in Eukaryota, Metazoa, Arthropoda, Insecta, Diptera, Drosophilidae. Gene Ontology annotation, molecular function: RNA polymerase II cis-regulatory region sequence-specific DNA binding; zinc ion binding; DNA-binding transcription factor activity.